AUGGAAGUCAUUACUUUGAUUCAGGGCGAUGACAUGUCUGAUCUGACUCCUCUUUUUCUUGUUCACGCGAUUUCUGGAGUUGCUCUUCCCUUUUUUCAUCUUGAUUCCCUUAGUGAUGACGACAGACCGGUAUACGGCAUCACAAGUCCUCUGCACUGCCCCGGCAGCAAUAACCUCAAGUAUCCCACCAGCCUCAAAGAUCUGGCUGCCUUUUAUCUCGACGGCAUUCGUGAUAUUCAGCCUGAAGGACCAUACCUCUUGGGCGGAUGGUCCAUGGGCGGCAUGAUCGCCAUGUUCAUAGCACAAAUGCUGGAAGCUCGAGGAGAAGAGGUCUACAAAGUUAUCAUGAUUGAUUCUGCCAACCCGGAAGUUUUUCCAAGCUUCAAGAGCAAAGAAGAACAUCAGGAAUUUGUCAAAGUCACCUUUGACCGCACUAUUUCAGCUGGUGGGCUACAAUCCGGUGAUGGUGAUGGCCCCGACCACUUUCCUGCCUCGCCCUCCAUGACAAGCAACUACGAAAUGGGCGACUACAUUGUGACUCAAUCUCGGCCUUCUAAUGUCUGGAACAGUCCUUCAAGCCCGACGAUAUCGAGUGCUCGAUCCAGCGCAGCCAGCAUUUUCGACACUAACAGCCCCUUCACGUCUCCAUCUCCGCUUUCCGACGGCUUCUUAACCGAUGAUUCUGAUUGCGAUUCAGACUGUGGCUCUGAUUGCAAUGAGCCGCCCGCCAUGGAAGAAUUUCUGCAGCAGAUCAAGACCCAUAUCCACCGGGGUCUUGAUCUCGUUUCCAGUGUCAAGCCCGGCGACCUCUUUACGCCCGGCACCAAGUCCGAUUUUGACGCGGUUCUUAUCAAAUGCACUACAGAGCCCAUCGACGUCGCAAAAGAAUACAAAGCAAAUGCGGGUGCACAGCUGAUUGAGACUGUCAUGAGAGAGCAGAAUAUGCGGUGGAAUCCGUCGCAGUUCCGAAGCUUCCAGUCCAUCCCUUUCAGCGGAGACCACGAUGGUGCAUUUCAGCCACGAUUUGUUGGAGAACUGAGCUCCAUCCUGCGAGAGUGCAUUGAAGACGUUGAGUAG
Metarhizium acridum CQMa 102 is the source of this 1077-nucleotide messenger RNA. RefSeq names its product putative secondary metabolism biosynthetic enzyme. Lineage: Eukaryota; Fungi; Ascomycota; Sordariomycetes; Hypocreales; Clavicipitaceae. The record is from RefSeq and is a predicted model, not a curated record. Gene Ontology annotation, biological process: biosynthetic process.